Messenger RNA from Rhodamnia argentea, 1730 nucleotides. RefSeq names its product phenylalanine--tRNA ligase, chloroplastic/mitochondrial. Gene Ontology annotation, molecular function: ATP binding; phenylalanine-tRNA ligase activity; tRNA binding. Lineage: Eukaryota; Viridiplantae; Streptophyta; Magnoliopsida; Myrtales; Myrtaceae. Gene Ontology annotation, cellular component: cytoplasm; mitochondrion. The coding region runs from base 180 to 1502 and encodes 440 amino acids. Gene Ontology annotation, biological process: phenylalanyl-tRNA aminoacylation. The record is from RefSeq and is a predicted model, not a curated record. The transcript has 10 exons.
CUUUUGAGCUGACUUUGUUUCCUUCUCGGCUUUGGCGAGUUCCAUUCGACCCUGCGUCUGCAUUGCUGUCCAGAAAGAUCCCCACAAGAGCAUUAGCCACUAAAAUCUACUGAGAUUUGACCCUCAUCUCGUAGAGUCAGAGACCCACCGCAAUUCUGCGUUAGAGAGCGAGAGAGAAGAUGGCCGUGGCCGUAGCGUUUGGCCAGUCCACUGCCUUCUCUAAAGCCUUGCUCUUUCUUCACAGAAAUGGCAGAAGGAGCUUCACCUCGUUCUCGCUGCCUUACUCGUCAUCCCCAGCUGCCGCUUCUUCUUCUUCCUCGGCAUUCUCCUCUGCUGACAAGCUUCGCCGCCAAAAAUGGAGGGUUCCCGUCGCUUCAGUGCUUGAGCGAGGUGGUGUCAAGAUCGCUAGAGACGAUGUCGUGCGAGAUGAGCCUUCGAACAAUAUCCCAGACACCAUAUUUACAAAACUUGGACAGCAGCUUCACAGAAGGGAUCAACAUCCAAUAGGAAUUUUGAAGAAUGCGAUAUUUGAUUACUUUGAUUCUAGUUAUGAGAACAAGUUUGACAAGUUUGAUGAUCUCUGUCCAAUCGUCACCGUAAAACAGAAUUUUGAUGAUGUCCUGGUUCCUGCUGAUCAUGUAAGCCGGAGCUACAAUGACACAUAUUAUAUCGACCCUCGAACAGUUUUGAGGUGCCAUACAAGUGCUCAUCAAGCAGAGAUUUUAAGCAAGGGUCAUAAACAAUUCCUUGUUACUGGAGAUGUUUACCGGAGAGAUUCUAUUGAUUCAACGCAUUACCCGGUUUUUCAUCAGAUGGAAGGUGUUCGUGUUUUUUCUCCGAAUGAUUGGGAGUCAUCUGGCAAGGAUGGCGCUGCUUAUGCAGCAGAGGAUUUAAAGAAAUGUUUGGAGGGUUUGGCACGCCACUUAUUUGGUGCUGUGGAAAUGCGCUGGACUGAUACAUAUUUCCCAUUUACUGAUCCAUCAUUUGAGCUUGAGAUAUAUUUUCAGGAAAAGUGGCUCGAAGUUUUGGGCUGUGGUGUUACGGAACAAGAAAUUUUGAAGAGAAGUGGUAACUCGAAUAAUGUUGCUUGGGCAUUUGGACUUGGAUUAGAGCGACUUGCUAUGGUUUUAUUUGACAUACCAGACAUUCGGCUUUUCUGGUCAACUGAUGAGCGAUUUACCUCUCAGUUCUCUAAAGGCCAGCUUGGUGUCAAAUUCAAGCCAUUUUCAAAGUUUCCUCCUUGUUACAAGGACAUGAGCUUCUGGAUCAGUGAGUCUUUUACUGAAAACAACCUGUGUGAAGUGAUCAGAGGCAUUGCCGGCGAUCUUGUUGAGGAGGUAUGCCUGAUCGAUAAUUUUACGAACAAGAAAGGGAUGACCAGCCAUUGCUACAGGAUUGCUUACCGUUCCAUGGAGCGUUCACUGACAGAUGAUGAAAUCAAUGAGUUGCAGUGGAAGGUGAGAGAACAAGUGGAGAGCAAGUUAAAUGUGGUCCUAAGAUGAGGAUUCCUUGUGCUAAUUUGCAUAAGGCCUUCCAUUGGCAACCCUGUAGAUCCAUGUCAUUUUUUUUCCUAAUGACUGAUUGUGGCGGAAGUCACCACUAGUGAAUUUUGUCGAAGGAAAGAAACACAGCAUCUUGGUUUACCUUUUUAUAAUGCAAUGUGUACCCCGAUAGUUUAAAUGAUUUCCGUUCUACAAAUGAAAAUGUGAAUGUAUGAGAAUUAUGCAACU